This is a messenger RNA of Microstroma glucosiphilum, 714 nucleotides long. RefSeq lists its product as hypothetical. Gene Ontology annotation, molecular function: DNA binding. The record is from RefSeq and is a predicted model, not a curated record. The transcript has 3 exons. The annotation marks the transcript as partial. NCBI's taxonomy places the organism in Eukaryota, Fungi, Basidiomycota, Exobasidiomycetes, Microstromatales, Microstromataceae.
AUGCGCAGGCGAUGUGGGGGGGCCUUUCCGCUGACCACUUUUUUGCUGCUCGCGAACUGUCUUGCCUGCCAUCUGCCAUCUGCCAUCUGCUUUCUCAGCUCCAGCACACAUGACGCUCUCCUCGUAUUCGAAUGUGUUCGCAGAGGCAUCAUGCCAAAGGUCAAUCGGAGACUGCGGGAUGAUGAGCGCAGGCUGAUCAGAAGCGGCGCCGUCUUCGUCUUCGAUGAGCGGGAAAGCGGAAUCAAGAGGUGGACUGAUGGGCUGCUAUGGAGUCCGAGCAGGAUUUUGUGGAACUUCCUCGUAUAUCGUCAGAUCGAAAAGAAGGCUGGUAAAGGCGCAACGACUUCCUCAGUCACCGAUGAUAGCUCUCCACUGUCCCGAGGCGCACAUAGGUCUCCAUCUGGUGGCGCAAACAGAGAAAGCGAAAUCGAGCGAGCUCUGGUCGGUAGCUUGAAGAGCAGCUAUCCCUUUGCAAAAGACGGCCUGUGCAAGAAGACUAUCUCUAUACAGGUCCAUGGCUCAACACAGCACCUCAUCUCAUACUACAAAGUAGAAGACGUCAGAUCGGGUCGCCUGCGUACUCCGCUGUCCCUUCCCGAGAUAUCUGGUCUCGACAUUUCCCCCAUGAUACUGCAGAAGUCUAAUUUCCGCAACCCACCGGACAUCGAGGUCCUACCCGACGGCACAUUGAGGUACCGUGGUGAUGGAAGCGAG